AUGGCUCUUCGUUCCACCUUCAAUCUCUUCCAGAAAAAUACUCCUUCCCUGGCCGCCGCUAAUAGAUUGGUUUCAUGGUGGUCCAAUGUAGAAAUGGGUCCUCCUGAUGUCAUCUUGGGAGUGACAGAAGCCUAUAAGAGAGAUACCAGUGCUAAAAAAAUGAAUCUUGGUGUUGGUGCUUACAGAGAUGAUAAUGGUAAACCUUAUGUACUUCCGUCUGUCCGCAAGGCUGAAGAGUUGUUAUUGUCAGAAAAACUGGACAAAGAAUAUUCUCCCAUUGGUGGUGACAGUGGCUAUUGUGCAGCUGUUGCCAAAUUGGCUUUUGGUGAGGAUUGUGCAGCACUUAAGGAUAACUUGAAUGUGACAGUUCAAGGAAUUUCUGGAACUGGUGCUCUGAGAAUUGGAGCCGCUUUCUUUUCCAAAUGGUAUUCUCCCUCCAAGACUGUUUAUCUUCCAACACCUUCCUGGGGUAAUCACACACCAAUCCUCAAACAUUCUGGUCUUGAUGUGAAAUCUUAUGCCUAUUAUGAUCCCAAAACCUGUGGACUGGAUUUUCAAAGUACUUUGUCUGACAUUUCUAAAAUUCCUGAAGGAUCUAUUGUUCUAUUGCAUGCAUGUGCACAUAACCCUACAGGAGUUGACCCCAGGCCAGGCCAGUGGGAUGAACUUAGUAACAUCUUCAAAUCUCGCAAGCUGUUUCCUUUCUUUGACAUGGCUUACCAAGGCUUUGCUAGUGGUGAUACUGUCAAUGAUGCUUAUGCUGUUCGAAAAUUUGUUGCUGAUGGCCACAAAGUGGCUCUUGCUCAAUCCUUUGCCAAGAACAUGGGACUUUAUGGUGAGAGAGCAGGUGCCUUCACUGUGUUGUGUGCAGAUGCUGAUGAAGCAGCUCGUGUUAUGUCACAGAUUAAGAUCCUCAUCAGACCUAUGUAUUCUAAUCCCCCUAUCCAUGGUGCCAGGAUUGUCAAGAAAAUCCUGACUACUCCAGACCUCAACAAACAAUGGUUGGGUGAAGUAAAAGGAAUGGCUGACCGUAUUAUUAGCAUGAGGGAGAAACUGGUGGCUGGCCUAAAGCGUGAGGGCUCCUCCCACAACUGGCAGCAUGUCACUGACCAAAUUGGAAUGUUCUGCUUUACUGGACUCAAACCAGAUCAGGUGGAACGUAUGACUAAAGAAUUCUCUAUCUACUUGACAAAGGAUGGACGUAUAUCUGUUGCUGGAAUUUCAUCUGGAAAUGUUGACUAUCUUGCCCAUGCUAUUCAUACAGUAACAAAAUAA
Messenger RNA from Acanthosepion pharaonis, 1275 nucleotides. Lineage: Eukaryota; Metazoa; Mollusca; Cephalopoda; Sepiida; Sepiidae. The record is from the annotation of a GenBank genome assembly.